UGAAAAGAACAGCGUCGCGUGUGCUUGUAUAUUUCCUUUUUUUUUUAAUUAUUUCUUUGCUUUCUUGGUAAAUUCGUUCCCCAAUCGGUUUAUCUCGAUGAAUGAUACAGAUCCUGUUAGCUGGACUUCCGAGGAACAGUGGGAGCUAGCCUUCGUUUAUGGGUUCGUCAGCGUGUUCGGAUCGGCGACCGAUCUGACAGGCGUUCACGGAUUUCCUCCGUUUCAACCCGAUAUGCUUGAAAAUGCUCUUCUUCGCAACAACCCGGAUCUCAUGGAUGAGUUAUUGUGCGCCUUUGUUAGCAACGCCUUGAACCGAAAAAAGGCGAUAGAAGGCAAUCAUUACAAUCGUGCAUUAUUCGAUCUCAUCAACACCAAACUGAAAUCGUUUGAUUUCGAUCUGAAUGCUAAUCCGCUGGCAGGAGGCACAGAUUUUCACUCACUAACACCCAACAUCAAGCUCAAAAUUCUUCGUUCGCUGGUUGAGUGGCAGCUUCAAGAUUGUCACGCUGUCCGUGCAGCCAUUGAUCAUUUCUGCAAAAAUACAAGCAAAAAUGAAACUAAUCCGGCAAGAGGCAUUCCAAUGGGUACAGAUAACAAAAAACAUACUUAUUGGCAAUUUGAUGAUUCACCAUGGUUAUGGCGUGAGAAACCAAGCAACAAACCUAAAUAUCAGUUUGAAACAGUAUGCAAGAGCAUGAACGAGCUACGGGAUUUCGCAGAGGAUUUAGAGAAAUCAGGAUCACGAACGGACCGGCAACUCUUGCAAAGGAUCCAUGAUGAUGUGAUACCGCGAGUGGAACAGUAUCAACGUGCACAGGAAAGAAAAGAUCGAGCCAAGGCACGGCAAAUUGCCAUGGAAAUGGCCAUCACACCACGCGAAUUACGGCCGCGCGACCGUAGAAAAAAUGUACGGUAUACUUUCGACGAUCCACUAGACGAAAUGGAUGAGUCGGAUGAAUACGAGGAUCCCUCUUUGGAGUCACCACCUGUCAUGCCGGAGCGCUCAAAGCCUACGCGUUCUAGCCGCCGUAUCCAUGCUAAAUUAAAUACAUCGGAGGAAGAUGUCCCCGAUGUGGAAGAUAAUGCAUGGCAUCGACCAGAAUAUCAUCCCGAAGACCAUACGAUGACGGAGAAUAUCGUGAUGACAGAGAAUACCGUGGAUAGUCCCGUGACUGAUGUAGAUAUGCAUCCUUCCGACAUGGAAAAUCGUACGCUGAUGAUUGCAAAUGAAUCACCGGCGGAAGGCAUCGAAAUCGUCGAUAUUUAACCGCUCCAUUCAAACAUAUGCUUUUGCUUUUUUACUGUUUAUAUAUGCUUGCGUUGACCCUCCAGAUAGGAGAGAUGGUCUGUAAUUUUCGCUUUUUUAUUUCUUUUGCACAUAGAUGAUCACGAUUCCCUCAUUAUAUAGAAUAUUAGCAUUCUUGUCUGAUACAAUUGUACAAUAAAAAUUGACUAGUAGAUGGUUAUUGCACGAAUG
Messenger RNA from Radiomyces spectabilis, 1477 nucleotides. RefSeq lists its product as uncharacterized. The transcript is spliced from 6 exons. The record is from RefSeq and is a predicted model, not a curated record. Lineage: Eukaryota; Fungi; Mucoromycota; Mucoromycetes; Mucorales; Radiomycetaceae. The coding region runs from base 98 to 1267 and encodes 389 amino acids.